CCGAUAUUAAUCUAAUUUUUCCAAUUUAAUUUAUCUAUUUUAGUUAUUCCGUAUUUUGGAAUUUGGUAUGUAGACUGUUCUACUUCCGGUCGCCAUUCCGGAAACGUUACCCUGGAAUAUUUUAUUUAAAAUGCCUUCUCAUAAGCGUAGCAGAAAGGAAGAACGAUAUUAUGAUAAUCAAGAACAAGACAGAAAAUUUAUUGAUAAGAAGAGUGACAAAUUCGAUGAUAAAAGUCAAAGCAAAUAUGAAAAAGUCAAGAGAGAAAAAUAUGAAGAGAAACGGAGGCCAAAGAGACAAGAUAUGGAAAGUGAAUCAGAAACUUCUGAUGAUGAUGCAAGCAAUGAGGCACCAGUCGAGUCCUCUUCUAGUGAAGAACAGUCUGUUGAUGAGAGGAAUGACUCUUCUGAUUAUUCUGAAGAAGAAAACCUGCCCCCAGCAGACAAAGGCAAGGGAGUGAGAGGAGUUACAACUCCUAGCCCCCAUAGGGUUCGGAAACGUCACAAACAUACAGAAUCUGAUCAGGAAGAGUAUGUAUCAACAAGAAAAAUGGACAAAGCUCAGCGGUCACCCUCUUCUGAAUCAGAAGUAUCAUCUGAAGAACAAGAGACAUAUAAGAAAAAGAAAUCAAAAAAAGAGAAGAGAAAAAAGCACAAGAAAGACAAAAAACGUUCAAGAUCUUAUGAUGAGGUAGAUAUAGCAGCCGAUAGACAUUAUUCAGUCCAUAGACAUGAGCAUAGACACCGUUCUCAAAAGGAAGGGCAUCAUCAAAGGUCUCAUAGAGAUCAUGAGGAUAACUCACAUAGACGUGAACGGCACUCAAGGCACGAAGACAGGCACGCAAGAGAAGAUCGUCAUAGCAGAUGGGAAGAAGAAAUGGAACCCCAGAGAAGUAGUCGGGACCGCGAACAACCCCGACAUAUAAAACGGGAACCAAGGGAUAGUGGAUAUGAUCGUCAUGAAAGACAAGAUCCUAAUAUGGUCAACCAAAACUGGAGCCGCCAGCGUAAUGAUGACCGUCGACGUCAAAAUCGUCAACGUCGUGGGGAUGGUAACCCAUUUGAAAGAAAGGAAGAAUUUGAAUAUGGCAGACCAGAGGAUCGAAUAAAAGAUGAGAAAAAAGAUAAAAAUGACAAAGACAAACCAAAUUUUGAAAAAUCAGGAAAAUUAACUGAAGACACAAACACAUUCAGAGGAGUUGUUAUUAAAUAUAAUGAACCUCCCGAGGCUAGAAAGCCUAAAAAGCAUUGGCGAUUGUACCCAUUUAAAGGUGAAGAAGCACUUCCAGUAUUACAUAUUCACAGGCAGAGUGCAUUUCUAAUGGGACGUGAGCGCAAAAUUGCUGACAUACCUGUUGACCACCCAUCUUGUUCUAAGCAGCAUGCGGUGUUGCAAUUCCGACUUGUUCCAUUCAAACGUGAAGAUGGCACCAAAGGUCGAAGGGUACGUCCCUAUAUCAUAGAUCUAGGCUCAACCAAUGGAACACAUGUAAACAAUAAACGAAUCGAGCCUGAAAGAUAUGUGGAACUUAUCGAGAAAGAUGUGAUUAAGUUUGGAUUCAGUUCUCGAGAGUAUGUUCUCUUACAUGACAAAACUAAUACAGAUGAACUUUACGAGCAUGAGGAUCCCGGUGAAGAUUAGAGAACCUCACUGUGGUAUCUUUGAUCCUGAAAUAUCCAAACUAAAAACAACAUAAUAACUAUAACUUGCAUAACAUAUAGAUUUUGGCACAAAUCAUUUUUUUCUGUUUUUAUUGACAGUUUAAAAAAAUGCUACAUGGUAUUAGUCAAUAAGUUUCCUUUAGAAAAUAUAUUUGUGCUUGUAACUUACCAGUAAAAUUUUUUCAAGCAAUAGUUUUGACAGGAAAUAAGGCGUGUAUCAAAGUCUAUUGAUGAUGCAAAUUACAGACUAUUAUGAUUUUUGGAGAUUAAAGGCAGAAUCUGAUCUAUAGGAGGUGACAGAAUUACAAGCAACAUGAAUAAUUGACCUAACAAUCUCUUCC
Molecule: messenger RNA, 2000 nt
Organism: Owenia fusiformis
Lineage: Eukaryota; Metazoa; Annelida; Polychaeta; Sabellida; Oweniidae
Source: the annotation of a GenBank genome assembly